Messenger RNA from Symphalangus syndactylus (siamang), 882 nucleotides. It is a transcript of the gene CKLF, whose product is annotated as chemokine like factor. Gene Ontology annotation, cellular component: membrane. The record is from RefSeq and is a predicted model, not a curated record. NCBI's taxonomy places the organism in Eukaryota, Metazoa, Chordata, Mammalia, Primates, Hylobatidae.
GCCUUGCGCAUGCGCGCAAGAGAGCGGGAAGCCGAGCUGGGCGAGAAGUCGAGGAGGGAGGAGGGCGGUGCUCCGCCGCGGUGGCGGUUGCUGUCGCUUCGCAGAACCUACUCGGGCAGCCUGCUGAGAAGAGUUGAAGGGAAGUGCGGCUGCUGGGUCUGCAGACGCGAUGGAUAACGUGCAGCCGAAAAUAAAACAUCGCCCCUUCUGCUUCAGUGUGAAAGGCCACGUGAAGAUGCUGAGGCUGGCACUAACUGUGACAUCUAUGACCUUUUUUAUCAUCGCACAAGCCCCUGAACCAUAUAUUGUUAUCACUGGAUUUGAAGUCACCGUUAUCUUAUUUUUCAUACUUUUAUAUAUACUCAGACUUGAUCGAUUAAUGAAGUGGUUAUUUUGGCCUUUGCUUGAUAUUAUCAACUCACUGGUAACAACAGUAUUCAUGCUCAUCGUAUCUGUGUUGGCACUGAUACCAGAAACCACAACAUUGACAGUUGGUGGAGGGGCAAGUAUUUAGAAAACUUAGCAAUGAGGAGAAUAAGAUGAUCUCUGAAGUCUCUCCAUGUUGGUAUUAGAUGAAGCACAGGGAGCAAUCCGAGUACCCUAGCAAGAGAGGAAUCUGGUGGGCAGACCACUUAAAACUUGUGUGAAUGACAGAGUGGGAACCAUGGUUAGGGCAGUGACGCGUGUCUUUCUUUCCAGGUGUUUGCACUUGUGACAGCAGUAUGCUGUCUUGCCGACGGGGCCCUUAUUUACCGGAAGCUUCUAUUCAAUCCCAGCGGUCCUUACCAGAAAAAGCCUGUGCAUGAAAAAAAAGAAGUUUUGUAAUUUUAUAUUACUUUUUAGUUUGAUACUAAGUAUUAAACAUAUUUCUGUAUUCUUCCA